Closterium sp. NIES-67 is the source of this 2339-nucleotide messenger RNA. NCBI's taxonomy places the organism in Eukaryota, Viridiplantae, Streptophyta, Zygnematophyceae, Desmidiales, Closteriaceae. The record is from the annotation of a GenBank genome assembly.
AUCCCUAAGCAGCACGCAUCAUCCCCUAGCAGCACGCAUCAUCCCCUAGCAGCACGCAUCAUCCCCAAGCAGCACGCAUCAUCCCCAAGCAGCACGCAUCAUCCCCAAGCAGCAGGCAUCAUCCCCAAGCAGCACGCAUCAUCCCCAAGCAGCACGCAUCAUCCCCAAGCAGCACGCAUCAUCCCCAAGCAGCAGGCAUCAUCCCCAAGCAGCACGCAUCAUCCCCAAGCAGCAGGCAUCAUCCCCAAGCAGCACGCAUCAUCCCCAAGCAGCACGCAUCAUCCCCAAGCAGCAGGCAUCAUCCCCAAGCAGCAGCAUGAUCCCAAGCAGCAGGCAUCAUCCCCAAGCAGCACGCAUCAUCCCCAAGCAGCACGCAUCAUCCCCAAGCAGCACGCAUAUCCCGCAAGCAGCACGCAUCAUCCCCAAGCAGAACGCAUCAUCCCCUAGCAGCACGCAUCAUCCCCUAGCAGCACGCAUCAUCCCCAAGCAGCAGGCAUCAUCCCCAAGCAGCACGCAUCAUCCCCAAGCAGCAGGCAUCAUCCCCAAGCAGCACGCAUCAUCCCCAAGCAGCACGCAUCAUCCCCAAGCAGCAGGCAUCAUCCCCAAGCAGCACGCAUCAUCCCCAAGCAGCACGCAUCAUCCCCAAGCAGCACGCAUCAUCCCCAAGCAGCAGGCAUCAUCCCCAAGCAGCAGGCAUCAUCCCCAAGCAGCAGGCAUAAUCCCGAAGCAGCACGCAUCAUCCCCAAGCAGCAGGCAUCAUCCCCAAGCAGCACGCAUCAUCCCCAAGCAGCAGGCAUCAUCCCCAAGCAGCACGCAUCAUCCCCAAGCAGCACGCAUCAUCCCCAAGCAGCAGGCAUCAUCCCCAAGCAGCACGCAUCAUCCCGAAGCAGCACGCAUCAUCACCAAGCAGCACGCAUCAUCCCCAAGCAGCACGCAUCAUCCCCAAGCAGCACGCAUCAUCCCCAAGCAGCAGGCAUCAUCCCGAAGCAGCACGCAUCAUCCCGAAGCAGCACGCAUCAUCCCGAAGCAGACAUCCCCAAGCAGCACGCAUCAUUCCCUAGCAGCACGCAUCAUCCCCUAGCAGCACGCAUCAUCCCCAAGCAGCACGCAUCAUCCCCAAGCAGCACGCAUCAUCCCCAAGCAGCAGGCAUCAUCCCCAACCAGCACGCAUCAUCCCGAAGCAGCACGCAUCAUCACCAAGCAGCACGCAUCAUCCCCAAGCAGCAGGCAUCUUCCCCAAGCAGCACGCAUCAUCCCCAAGCAGCACGCAUCAUCCCCAAGCAGCAGGCAUCAUCCCGAAGCAGCACGCAUCAUCCCGAAGCAGCACGCAUCAUCCCCAAGCAGCACGCAUCAUCCCCUAGCAGCACGCAUCAUCCCCUAGCAGCACGCAUCAUCCCCAAGCAGCACGCAUCAUCCCCAAGCAGCACGCAUCAUCCCCAAGCAGCAGGCAUCAUCCCCAAGCAGCACGCAUCAUCCCCAAGCAGCACGCAUCAUCCCCAAGCAGCACGCAUCAUCCCCAAGCAGCAGGCAUCAUCCCCAAGCAGCACGCAUCAUCCCCAAGCAGCACGCAUCAUCCCCAAGCAGCACGCAUCAUCCCGAAGCAGCACGCAUCAUCACCAAGCAGCACGCAUCAUCCCCAAGCAGCACGCAUCAUCCCCAAGCAGCACGCACCAUCCCCAAGCAGCAGGCAUCAUCCCCAAGCAGCAGGCAUCAUCCCGAAGCAGCACGCAUCAUCCCGAAGCAGCACGCAUCAUCCCCAAGCAGCACGCAUCAUCCCCUAGCAGCACGCAUCAUCCCCUAGCAGCACGCAUCAUCCCCAAGCAGCACGCAUCAUCCCCAAGCAGCACGCAUCAUCCCCAAGCAGCAGGCAUCAUCCCCAAGCAGCACGCAUCAUCCCCAAGCAGCAGGCAUCAUCCCCAAGCAGCACGCAUCAUCCCCAAGCAGCACGCAUCAUCCCCAAGCAGCAGGCAUCAUCCCCAAGCAGCACGCAUCAUCCCCAAGCAGCAGGCAUCAUCCCCAAGCAGCACGCAUCAUCCCCAAGCAGCACGCAUCAUCCCCAAGCAGCAGGCAUCAUCCCCAAGCAGCACGCAUCAUCCCCAAGCAGCAGGCAUCAUCCCCAAGCAGCACGCAUCAUCCCCAAGCAGCACGCAUCAUCCCCAAGCAGCAGGCAUCAUCCCCAAGCAGCACGCUUCAUCCCCAAGCAGCACGCAUCAUCCCCAAGCAGCAGGCAUCAUCCCCAAGCAGCACGCAUCAUCCCCAAGCAGCACGCAUCAUCCCCAAGCAGCACGCAUCAUCCCCAAGCAGCACGCAUCAUCCCCAAGCAGCAGGCAUCAUCCCCA